Messenger RNA from Frieseomelitta varia, 3856 nucleotides. RefSeq names its product dyslexia-associated protein KIAA0319. The coding region runs from base 558 to 3437 and encodes 959 amino acids. The transcript has 14 exons. The record is from RefSeq and is a predicted model, not a curated record. Gene Ontology annotation, cellular component: plasma membrane; cytoplasmic vesicle. Lineage: Eukaryota; Metazoa; Arthropoda; Insecta; Hymenoptera; Apidae.
UGAAAUAAACGUAAUGAAUGUAACACGACGAAAACGUGACGCAUGAUGUAAUUUCGUAAGUUCUAGCUCGUCAAUUAUUUUCACCGGUGUCGACCUCUGCGAUACGUUUUCCUUUGCAGCACAGAUGUUACAGCAUGUGAAUUAUCGAAAGGUGGACGGUUUAUUUUGAUAGAUUCGAUAAGUUCAUGUUGUUAAUUGAAGAUAAUAUACGAUAAUAUUUUAACCUGGCAACGAGUCGUUGGUAGUCGAGGCAUUGAUUUCCUUCGUCCGGCCUUUCCUCAUUCCGGUGUAACAGGAAAUAUGAUAAUUACCCCGUAUAGUUGAUUAGCUGCUGGUGUUGAUAAUAACAUGCUGUUAAUAUAUGAUAAGCCUGUGUCGUGUACGUCUGCACUCAAGUUGGAAUUAAUAGCAGCGGAACGUAAUACAGGAUUUCUUGGCAAUUUACGGUCGUUGUUCGAUAGUGAAGCAGCCCUCGAGGUGACAGAUGUGUCAUAGAAUAACCUGAAAAAUUAUUUUCACCAUACCAACUUUUGUCGUUAACAGAAAGGUAGCUGAAGAUGACCAAGAUCCUCUAUUUAGGAUUAUAUUUGUUGCUUCUUGGAGAUUGUAUUUGUGAUUAUCCAGAUUGGGACACAAAAUGGCAAAUGCUGUGCCCUGGUUUAUACCCGAGAGCUUUCACAAGUUACACGCCACGUGGAAACCUUUCUAGCGGGAUAUAUACUACUCAGCAUCAUUUAAGCACCAUGAAACACUGCGUCGCAGCAUGUUGUACCAAAACUGAGUGCAAUGUGGCGCUCAUGCAUAAUGGCACCUGCUAUCACGUGCAAUGCGAAAAUUCCAAGAAAUGUAUACCUUUGUAUAGAAAAGAUUUGGCGAAUGAAACUCCUCCAAGUAUGGUGCUAGUUAAACCUGUAGAAGAGGAUGAAAUGUGGAGCGACUUAUUGGAUCAGAUAAAUGUUGAUACUGGAGGGUUUCUUAUGGAUGGUACAGAAGGAGAUCACAUUCUAUUUGGUGGAUCAAAUGGGAUAAGUUGCAUCACUCAAACAAAUUGUUUAGAGCACGAAGUCUGUGUUAAAUCUGUGUUAUCUGAAGAUAAGUCUGACAUUGGGGUUUGCCAAUGUUCUACUGGAUAUAAACGAAAUAUGGCAGGAAUUUGCACUUUGGUGGAAGAAAUAGAACUUGGUGUAACUCCACAAGGAAAACCACAAAGUAUAAAGGAUUCUAGUACAUCUAUGAAACCGCCAGUAAAAAGGCUGUUAGUUUCUGCAGUUUCAAAAGAAGUACGCUUGCCAGAAAACGAAGUAACAUUGUCUGCGUAUACCGUGCCGGCAGAACAAGAAAAUGAACAUUACAAUUAUGCUUGGAGUCUUUUAAGUCAACCAGAUGGUCAUACUGGCAUAAUGACUGAUCAAAACCGUAUGACUGUUAAAUUGAGUAACUUAUCUGAGGGUUUAUAUGCUUUUAAAGUAACAGUAAAUGGCCCAAAUGCCUAUGGUGAAGCAUAUGCAAACGUUAGCGUUUUGCCACCUAAAAGAAUAAAUCAGCCUCCAAUUGCUAUAAUAUCACCUGCGUCACAAGUUGUGAAACUUCCAAAUACGGGGGCUGUAUUAGACGGUUCAUCGAGUAAAGAUGACGAUCGUGUUAUUUCGUAUCAUUGGGAAUUGCAACGAGGUCCUAUUGGAUAUCAUCCUAAUCUAGUUGACACACCUACUUUGCAAUUAGAUAACCUCAUCCCUGGCAACUAUACCUUUAAAUUGACGGUCGAAGAUUCUAAUCAUAUCACUAAUUCUACUAGUGCUAAUAUAACAGUUUUAAAAGUAACUGACUAUCCACCCAGUGCUAAUGCCGACCAAGACAUUAUUAUAUAUUUACCUCAAAAUACAUUGACACUCAAUGGUAACCUAAGUACAGAUGAUCAUGGAAUAGCAAGUUGGGAAUGGACGAAGAGUCCGUCAGAUCAAAAUAAGGCAGUAGAUAUGCAAAAUACAAGAACACCGUAUUUACAACUGUCUAAUUUAGAGGAAGGAAUGUAUACAUUUGUACUAAAGGUAACAGACGAUUCAGAACAAUCUUCUACAGCUGAGGUUCAUGUAUUUGUGAAACCACCGACAAAUAAACCACCAAAAGCUGACGCUGGUGAUGAUAUAACUAUAGCAUUGCCCGAAACAAAAACUGUGCUCGAUGGUCGAAAAAGUAAAGAUGAUAUUAAGAUUGUAUCUUAUCACUGGGAGCAGUUGAGCGGACCUAGUAAUGUUGAAUUCUCAGCAGUAAAUGAAUCGGUUACGAAUAUUACAAAAUUGACGAAGGGUGAUUACGAAUUUAAGCUAACCGUAAUUGAUGACAAUGGAAAUAAAGAUUCCGAUAUUGUCACAGUAAAAGUUACACAAAAUAAAAAUGCAGCCCCGAAGGCUAACGCAGGUGGAGAUCAAGUUGUUGUAACGCCUAUUAGUGCACUAAUUAUUAAUGGAUCUCAGUCAACUGACGACUUAAGAAUUAGUGAAUGGACAUGGUCGAGGGAUCCGUCUAGUCUUGCUAUAGGUACUAUAGUUCAGAAUUCUGACAAAUCGCCAAUUCUAAUGUUGACAGAUAUCGUGCCAGGAAGAUACGUUUUUAGAUUGAAAGUAACGGAUGAGCAAGGUCUUAGUAGCGAAGACACGGUAUCCGUGAUAGUAAAACCUGACCCGCAAUUAUUGAAUUUAGUUGAAUUAACAUUGAAUAUCGGAGCAAAUAUGUUAACUGUAUCACAAAAAAAUUCAUUGGUAGUGAAAUUACAAAUGUUAUUGCGAGAUGAAGCAUCAAUUGUUGUUCGGAAUUUAAGAGCGGAGCCACAUACUGGCAGAGCUGUUUUAAUUUUCUAUGUAGACAAGAAAGGAGGAAAGGUUACUAUGCACGGACCAGAAGUAGUGAAACGUUUGAAAGAAAAAUUAAGACAAGAUUCAGGUCUUCUUCAGUUGUCCGUUGCAAAUAUCGAUACUGCCGUGUGUCAAAAUAAUUGUUCACGUCAUGGAGUAUGUGAUCAAGAAACAAGAUUAUGUAUGUGUGAGGCAUUUUGGAUGCAAAAUUUGAUACAAAAAUAUUUUGGCAACGGCGAGUCUAAUUGUGAAUGGAGUAUUCUCUAUGUGAUAAUAGCAUUAUUAUCUCUAGUCGUAUGUUGGGUUGGCCUCAUUUGGGGUCUUGUCUGUCUUUGCCAAAGAAUAUGUACAGGUAAACGACGUUCACUUCGCACCAAGAAAAAGCCACCACGUUACUCCCUUCUGCAACCGGAACCGGAGGACGACAGCAGCACAUUUUCCACACACAAAAUGGUACUAUCGGAAUCGGAUACCGAUUCUGACGACGUCUUAUUCGAGCAUCGUAAAACGAAAAAUAGCAGUCAAGUAAGAAACGGUAAAUCACGAAAUGGCUUUAUUAAAGUGGGCUCUAGAGUAAAAACAUGAGGUAACAGCCGCUUGUUAGCGUUUAAACAAAUUGUGCUUUAAGUUACAAUUUAACCGUGCAUUUCAGGAACGUAUAGAACAUAAGAUCUCGUUAAACGACGCACAUUUGUGAACGUUUGGCUAAGAAAAGAAAGAGAAGCGUAAAAUACUAGUCAGUUACAAGGCUGUAAUUUUAAGUAUGUACCUAAUAAAGAUAUGAUUUCUCAGACGGAAGUCGCUACUUGUAAAAGAAAAAAAAUUUAACGGAACUAGAUUAGAGACAAGAAGUCACGAGUUCACUUCAUUGCAUCUUAUUUGAUUUAUUGGUAUUGUGUACUUGUAUGAAAGUUUUAUUAUAUAAUUGUAGAUGUAUCGCCGUAUAUGCGCGUGCGAUAUCAUAGCACAAUAAUCAAACUUGAUUUGAUUACGGCCUUAGAAAA